UGUGCAAGAUUGCGAUAGGUCAGGUUGUGUUGAGUCUCCUUCAGCUUCGUCCUCCAACCCGUCAAGCUUGCCUCGCCCAGUGCGGUCCGAGGAACAUCUCUCCCAAAAGGCACUUUAGUCCAACUCUAAGACACACCAACCACCGAAACAAUGGCCGUGCCUCCUUCAUACGCUGAUCUGGGCAAGUCUGCAAAGGACAUCUUCAACAAAGGCUAUGGAUUUGGCCUGGUGAAGCUUGACGUCAAGACCAAGUCAGCCAGUGGCGUGGAAUUCAAAACAUCCGGUUCCUCUAACACCGACACCAGCAAAGUCGCAGGCAGCUUGGAAACCAAAUACAAGAGGGCAGAGUAUGGCCUGACCUUCACCGAGAAGUGGAACACCGACAACACCCUGGGAACAGAAAUCACCAUUGAAGAUCAGAUCGCCAAAGGACUGAAGUUGACUUUUGACACAACCUUCUCACCCAACACAGGCAAGAAAAGCGGCAAGGUCAAGACCGCCUACAAGCGCGAGUACGUCAACCUGGGCUGCGAUGUCGACUUUGACUUCGCCGGCCCCACCAUCCACGGAGCGGCCGUUGUCGGCUACGAGGGCUGGCUGGCCGGUUACCAGAUGACCUUCGACACCGCCAAAUCGAAGAUGAGCCAGAACAACUUUGCCAUUGGUUACAAGACGGGAGACUUCCAGCUGCACACAAACGUCAAUGAUGGGGCAGAGUUCGGAGGGUCCAUCUAUCAGAAGGUGAGCGACAAGCUGGAGACUGCAGUCAACCUGGCAUGGACUGCUGGCAGCAACAGCACACGCUUUGGCAUCGCUGCUAAAUACCAGCUGGACAAGGACGCCUCUGUCAGCGCUAAAGUGAACAACAAUAGCCUUGUUGGUAUUGGCUACACCCAGACUCUUAGACCGGGUGUGAAACUCACCCUGGCCGGCCUGGUCGACGGGAAGAACUUCAAUGCUGGAGGCCACAAGCUGGGUCUGGGCUUGGAACUGGAAGCCUAAAGCUUGUUUUUUUCCUCCCACACUAAGGAACUCCGGAAUAUCAGAAGACAAUUUGGCCUUAAUGUACUUCCCAACCAGCAGGGGGCCACCUUGACGAGAUCCGGUUCAAAGGCUACAACAACAAACUCUGAGCACCAAGUCACAUUGGUGCUUCUCUUUGUUGCUUUCUUGUUGCAAGAGUCAGCUGGUGGCGUAUUAUUUAUAUAUAUAUACACAUGUAAUAUGGUUCCUGUCCAGCACUGCCAUAAUGAUAAAACUACAGUCCAUUUCCCUCACCACGCCUGUGAGGCUUUAUUGUGUUCUUCAUACCAGACACUCCUUUUUGUCCGUUGUCAUACACCUUUUUUUUUUUUUAAACACCAUCUGAUAUUCCUCAGUUUUAAGAAAUACACUAGGCUUUUUUUUCCCCCUCUUGCUGUCUAAAAACCGCUGCAAGCCUCCUUCCGGUUCACGCACACACAUAAGGGACGAGCGGCUUGUCCGCCAGCAGGCCCUUAAACCGAGCAGUUUUUGGGUUUACUUCCAGUGAAACAAGGAGUUCUUCAAAGCCAAACUUAAUGAAAUCUAAAAGUUAGCUGUUGUCACCUUCUUGUACAUGGAGGUCCUUUUGUGGACGGUAACUUUUCAAUAAAGUCUCUGAACUCCGAA
This is a messenger RNA of Nerophis lumbriciformis (worm pipefish), 1650 nucleotides long. RefSeq names its product voltage-dependent anion channel 2 (gene vdac2). NCBI's taxonomy places the organism in Eukaryota, Metazoa, Chordata, Actinopteri, Syngnathiformes, Syngnathidae. Gene Ontology annotation, biological process: monoatomic anion transmembrane transport. Gene Ontology annotation, cellular component: mitochondrial outer membrane. The record is from RefSeq and is a predicted model, not a curated record. Gene Ontology annotation, molecular function: voltage-gated monoatomic anion channel activity.